AAAUUAAGUAUAAUUAAAUUUCGCGUAGACUUGAUCUAAAUUUAGAAGUGUAAAAUUCUUGGACAUUUUGAACAAUAAACCCGUUAGAAUGUUGCGACUGCCAGGAAUGCCGUUGCUGCCAGGUGCUCAGUUCUAUGACUAUAGCAAACGAAGCCAUCCGCGGCGACAGACGCUGAUGCAUUAUCAGGGCAUACAUAUGCUCUCGGAUCGGCGGGAACCGGAGCUGGUGGAGCCCAAUGGGCCGCUUGUGGAUCCCAAGUGUCCACCGGUGGCCACAGAGAUGAGUGCAAUGUGGACGCCAAAGAUCAGCAUCAAGCUGCCACCGUGGCUGGCGUAUGAUAAACAGGUGCUCUGCUUCAGUGCCUACUUCAAGGAGCCGCUGACGGAGAUCUAUCAUGCGCCCUAUCAGGUGCGCAAGGUGAAAAUCUACUUCUAUCUGGAGGAUGGCACCAUGCAAAUCACAGAGCCCAAAGUGGAGAACUCGGGCAUACCACAGGGGUGUCUGGUGCAUCGUCAGCGUAUUCCCAAAUCACCGCCCGGUGAUCGUGAAUUCAUUUCCAUCUUUGAUCUCAAUGUGGACACCAACGUGCAGAUCUUUGAUCGUGUCUAUCACAUCACUGGCUGUGACAUCUUUACACGACAGUUUCUCAAUCGGGCUGGAAUUCCUGUGCCCGUCUCCCUAAUGGAGCCCAAUGAUCCCACUACGGAAAUGCGCAAACGUUCCGCUCUAAAGCAUACUCCCAGACCAGAUACGAGUGCUUUACCCAAACGACAUGCAUUUGCUCAGUUUCUGGAGUUUGAUCGUCGGGUGCUCAAGUUCCAGGGUUAUUGGAAUGAUCGUUCCGAGUUUGGAGAUGUACGCAAGCUGGACAUUUGCUACUAUCUGGCUGAUGAUACCAUUGACAUUAAAGAGAAGUUUCCAAGAAAUUCGGGACGUGAGGGACCCAGCACAUUUCUGAAACGUGCCAAGUUACCCAAGGAUUUCACGGGUCUCGCGCUGCCGGGUCAACAAACUUCCGUAACUCUGUUGAAUGUCUUGGGUAGCAAUAUGCGGGAUGUGCGCUAUGUGACAGAUCCACUGAAUACGGGCCAGAAGCAGGUGCAACACUAUACGGAUCAGGAUUUACAAAUUGGCGCCGUGUUAAAUGUCUUUGGACGCGACGUAAUCCUGACCAGCUGCGAUCAGUUUACCCAACACUACUACAGGGAGAAGUAUGGUAUUCAGGACUUUACGCCUCAGCCACAGCCGGAUCGAAGUGACGAGCGUCCUUGCUACCAAGGUCAGGCACGUCGUCUGCCGCCCUACAAUGGCUGGGGCAGCUAUGAGGACUCCGAGGGCAACUGCCUCACUGUGGAGCCCAAGGCACCUCAGGCCGACUUCAAGAAGCUCUUCAAAUAUGACGGUUGCAUCCUUCGCUUUGGAGCAAAGCUAAUGUCUGUCAUACGGGAAAAUUGCGAACGCAGUUUUGUAAUCAGUUAUUAUCUGGCCGAUGAUACGGUUCAGAUCUACGAGGUCGCCCGACGCAAUUCAGGAUUUGUGGGCGGUGAAUUCCUGAAGCGAGCACGGGUUCCGCUGCCUGGUCAGGAGAAGUUCAGCUCGGCACGACCAGAGUAUUUUCGUGCCAGUGAUUUCUACAUUGGUUCCACGGUCAACCUGAAGGAUCACAUAUUUCACAUCAUUUCGGCGGAUGAGUUUACGUUGCUCUACAUGGAACAACAUCCCAAUGAGUUUCCGGUGGCAGACAUACGCUCCAUCAUGCAAAAGAUUCGCGAUGCAGUGCGUCCGCAAUACAAACAGUUUGUACUGCGUUGCAAGCCGGAUGUUGACCUGGGCGAUAACACCACCGUUAGCUAUGACAAACUCAAGUCUACGUUGCUGUCUUACCUGUCCAAGGAGUCACUCUUGAACCACGAAAUCGUCACCGUCUGUCGUUUCUUCUCGGCGGAGCAAAUGCCGCCGCCAAGCUGCGAUCGCAAUCAUGUGCGAGCCGCCGCUCAACUGGAGCUAAAACGCGCCCUGUGGAACAAUGCGGAGGAAUUGACCGAGCACCUGAGUCACAUCAAUCCAACGUGCAAGCCGUAUAUAUCGGAGGCUCAAGUGAGAUCCACGCUGCGUGGCUGUCGAUUGCCCUUUAGCCUGGAACUGGUGGAGGAUAUACUGCAGGUGCUGCAACGGAAUACGCAGGGCGAGAUUGAGGUGCGCGAUGUGCUGGGAUUCUUUAACAUGAGUGCCGACCAGGUGCCCGACAUUGCACCCCUCAACAUCGCCUUCGAGCUGUGCCCCAAGCUGCCGUUUCUACACAAGGGACGCCUAGUGGAUUUCAAUUGGUUUCUACAAUAUCUGGGACUGGAAGAGGAGCUGAUACGCGAUAACUACUAAGCAACCUUAUACGACUUGGGUUCAGUUCAAAGAACUACUACAAAAUGAAGGAAUUGUAAAUGAUUAAAACAAUUCUUCAAUUUGUUGUAGAACUGUGAACUUGAAAAUGAAUAAAAACGAUUUGAAUCCUCUA
This is a messenger RNA of Drosophila innubila, 2513 nucleotides long. RefSeq names its product EF-hand domain-containing family member C2 (gene Efhc1.2). Gene Ontology annotation, cellular component: microtubule. NCBI's taxonomy places the organism in Eukaryota, Metazoa, Arthropoda, Insecta, Diptera, Drosophilidae. The transcript is spliced from 5 exons. Bases 89 to 2380 code for a protein of 763 amino acids. The record is from RefSeq and is a predicted model, not a curated record. Gene Ontology annotation, biological process: regulation of neuron projection development.